CAAUUGGCAACACUGACAUUUAGAUACAAGUACGGUCUAAGUGCAAUACUUUAUUUUUUUGUGUAAAAUUCUAAAAUGUAUACUGUCUCAAAAGGACCUAGCAAGAUUGUAGCAAAAACUCGAAGAGGUCUAUCACAAAAUUUAGAAAGACUAGACAGCCGCAAAGACCACAACAGAAGAUCUUCAGAUUCUGACAAUGGAGAUAUUAUCAAUAUGCCCAAACCAGUAUUCCAUUCCAAUGGUAAAAAGACAGUUCAUCAGAGAAUACAGCAGCAUGUUAUAACUCCGCAGCAUGAAGAAAUGAUUCGAUAUAUCAGUGAAACCUGGACACAAACAGCGAAUGGAGAUAGUGAACCAUCAACACCUACAAGUACAAUAGGAUCAGGUAGUUCAUCACCAGCUCCAGAGAACCUUUACUACCAAGACGAAGCACCGAGUGCAGUCCUCAAUGAUUUUAAACCCUUCGAUCUUGAGACAUGGUGGGGCAAGAGACUCUUCCAGAACAUCACCAGCUCGCUCUGAGAUCAGACCAUCAUACAAAUAACGGGAACAUGAAAUUAUACCAUAGUAAGUCACAAUCAAUUGCAGUUUACUAAAUUUUAUAUAAAUAAAUAUAUUUUAUGAUAACAAUUUUGCCAUAACAAUAUUAAUGCAUUUGAUAUUUACAAAAACUAUAUUUAAAAGACAUUUUAGUAUUAGUUGAGUUUUAAGAUAUAGUGAAAAUAAGCAAGUAAACAAUAUGGCAUUCAUGUUAAACUUUAUAAGGCAAAGAAUAUGUAUAUCUUUUCUGUCAUAUCCAUACUCUUCCCGAUGAUAUAAAACAUACAAUGUUACAAAUAAACGCGGUAUAAAGUUAUACUUAGGAAUAAACUUAGUACAAAUUUUGCUU
Molecule: messenger RNA, 889 nt
Organism: Papilio polytes (common Mormon)
Lineage: Eukaryota; Metazoa; Arthropoda; Insecta; Lepidoptera; Papilionidae
Product: protein FAM195A
Exons: 5
Coding region: 76-522 (148 amino acids)
Source: RefSeq, a predicted model, not a curated record